This is a messenger RNA of Durio zibethinus, 591 nucleotides long. RefSeq names its product histone H4. Gene Ontology annotation, molecular function: DNA binding; protein heterodimerization activity; structural constituent of chromatin. Gene Ontology annotation, cellular component: nucleosome. The record is from RefSeq and is a predicted model, not a curated record. NCBI's taxonomy places the organism in Eukaryota, Viridiplantae, Streptophyta, Magnoliopsida, Malvales, Malvaceae.
UCUUCUUUUUCAAAAAACUUUAUAAAAGAUGUCAGGUCGUGGAAAGGGAGGCAAAGGAUUGGGAAAGGGAGGAGCGAAGAGACACAGGAAGGUUUUGAGAGACAACAUCCAGGGGAUCACGAAGCCGGCGAUUCGAAGGUUAGCACGAAGGGGUGGUGUGAAGAGGAUUAGCGGUCUGAUUUAUGAGGAAACGCGAGGCGUUCUGAAGAUUUUCCUCGAAAAUGUGAUCCGCGAUGCGGUUACUUACACCGAGCACGCCAGGAGAAAGACGGUUACUGCUAUGGAUGUGGUUUAUGCUUUGAAAAGACAAGGCCGAACUCUUUACGGUUUUGGCGGUUAGGGCCUCAUUUUAAGAAAUCUGGAUUUAGAUCUCGUUGGUGUUCUGUUUUUGAUGAUGUAAUGGGAGUUAAAUUUUAAUGGAAAACUUUUACGUUUGAACUUUGGAUGGUUGAUAUUCCCAUUUCCUUGCUGUUUGGUUUCGAGGAAAAAAUGUGGAAGACAGUGAAAAUGAAAUGGUUUUUCGUUUCAUUGGUCAGUUUUCCUGCUCAAAAUGGUUAUUAAUUGUUAGUAUGUGGUAGGAGUAACUACCUG